UUAUGACUGCGGCUGUCAAAAUGGAAGAAAUACAUAGAAUCAGUGGGUGAAUUUGUCAGUUUUAAAAAUUGUUUAAAAAUUGUGAAGUAUAGUUCAGUGCCAAGUAUUAUGUCGAAUUGAAUAAAUAUGGCUCAAAAUUUGCAAAAGAAGCCCUCAAAGGGCAUCCUGAAAACAUCGAGAAGCAUCGACAAUCAGGAUGGAGGGCCGUCGACUAGUAAACGAGCGAAAGAGCAGAGAUUUGAUGAAAUGAAUAUUAUGGAGACGUUUCAUCCGCCGAAUAAGGAUUACGGGCAUAUGAAGGUGGAUGAACCGAAAACGCCUUAUUCCGAGACCAUAGAUGGUGACUUGGAGCCGAGCGAUGAGUUGGAUGCAAACAUUUUAGCAGCCAAAUUAGCAGCAAGUAUGAAUAAGCCUCCAAAAUGUGUAGAGCCCUGCGACAGUGACGAGGAGGAAGAGUCCGAGGAAGAGCGGCAGAAGCGGCUCGAGUUCGAGAAAAAGAGGAAAAUGCAUUACAAUGAAUUUCAGGCCUUACAGCUGGCGAGACAGCUGAUCGCGCAGGAGGAGGAAGACGACGAAGACGACGAGAAAGCAGACGCAGCGGCUACUUGACUGACACGGCUGGUUGUUUAACAUGCUAAGUGUUCCAGCUGGGUUCCAUAGUAUGACUUCCGGCUUAUGAGACAAUACGAUCGGACAAGUUGUUAAUUAUUUCCAUAGGCAUCCAGUGUUCCUGUAUCGCAGUAACAAAAUCAUAAGUGCUUGCCUUACUAUAGUUUUGUCAUGAAUAUUUAUGAAGGUCUUCAAUUGAAUGGACGAUUUUGUUGUCACAAAGUAACCCACUUAAAAUAUCUAAUUUAUCUUCAG
Molecule: messenger RNA, 864 nt
Organism: Melitaea cinxia (Glanville fritillary)
Lineage: Eukaryota; Metazoa; Arthropoda; Insecta; Lepidoptera; Nymphalidae
Product: protein phosphatase inhibitor 2-like
Exons: 3
Coding region: 127-609 (160 amino acids)
Biological process (GO): regulation of signal transduction
Molecular function (GO): protein phosphatase inhibitor activity
Source: RefSeq, a predicted model, not a curated record